This is a messenger RNA of Colius striatus (speckled mousebird), 4172 nucleotides long. RefSeq names its product cilia and flagella associated protein 418 (gene CFAP418). The transcript is spliced from 6 exons. The coding region runs from base 1 to 612 and encodes 203 amino acids. The record is from RefSeq and is a predicted model, not a curated record. Lineage: Eukaryota; Metazoa; Chordata; Aves; Coliiformes; Coliidae. Gene Ontology annotation, cellular component: cytosol.
AUGGCGGACGACUUAGAGCGGCUACUGGAUGAAGUGGAAAGGCGGCUGUGCCGGCUGCCGGGACGGGGGGCGUCGGGCGGCGACGGCGAGGAGCAGGGGGCGGCGGCGGCAGAGGGCAGGUCAACUAAACUGAUAAUGGAUGCUGGCAGCAGCGAAGAAGAUAUAGAUGACAUUAUUGAUGAAAUCUGUAAUGACAGCAGCUUCUCCAAAACACCUCCGAAAUUGAAGUCUAAUUGUGCAAGUCUCACACCUGAACACAAUAGUGCUGUUGUACAAGCUCAUAGGAAAAGAUGUUGUCCAGUGUACCUGGGUGGAAGCUCAUCUCCCUCUGGCAUAGGAACAAAUAUUUCAAAGAGAACGUGUGACCAACUGCGCUGUACCGCUUGCGACUUCCGUGUGUCACUGUUCAAUGACUACAUCUGGGAUCAGUCCUGUGACUAUCUUUUUUUCAGGAAUAACAUGCCUGAGCUCUGUAAACUAAGAGCAAAGAUGGUGAAGAAGAAAGGAGCACGAGCGUAUGCUUGUCAGUGCAGCUGGAGAUCCAUUGAGGAAUUAACUGACCUCCAAACGGACCAGCAGCUUCGGUGGGUUUGUGGUAAACAUGCAGAGUGAAGUCCUCUUGUGCGUGGUACCUACUUGUGUGGAAACAGGUCAUGAGCUCAAUUUGUUUCUCAGUUUUCUGAGAAGAGGAGGACACCUGAGUGCUUAUAUGUAGAAAUAGAUUAUACCACCCAGACUUCAACCUGGAAACUUUUUUUCAGUUUAACUGACUUGAAUUAUUAGAGGAAACAACCAAUUUGGAGGCUUUCUGGAAGCUAAAUGAGUUUAAAGCUCAUACUCAGUAGUGUUAAAGAAGAGGAAAUCAACAGAUUUAGACCAGGGGCCAAGCCCCUUGAGACUGUUGCUCACAUCUAGCAGAGAGCCUUAUUUCCCAUCUCUGCAGAAUAUUGGAUUCAGAAUGGUGGGUUGGGAAGCAGCCAUGACACACAAGCCUAUGAGUUUCUGCACGGAGAUGAAUCCUGCUGUCCUGCUUUGCUCACAGCUGUUACUGAGCAUGUGCUCGUAGAUCUCAAAAAAUUACUGCAAGAUCAGCCCUCACCCCAAAACUUAAAACUUUCUUUUACCCACCAGAAGCCAAAAACUGCAGGUGCUAGAAGUUUCCUUCCAGUUCCUACCACUUUCUUCAAAACUCUUUCUGCUGGCUAAGGACUUUUACCACAGUGAAUUUCUUGGACUUCUUUUCAGCCUUCACUGCAAGAGGUGAACAAGUUAUUGUGCAAUUAUUAAAAAUUGUGUAAUUUUAACAAGAUUCUGAAGAGUAUAUGACUGCCAUCAAUAAAUUUCAAGGGGAAAAAAGGCUCAGGCUUUUAAGGAUGGGAAAAUACAUAUCCUCACUGACAUUAAAAUUUGGAUUUUUUUUCAGUUUCACUUAGCUUUCACUUCAGCUUCACUUCAAAAUGCUACAUACUCAGGAAAUAUAACUGUCCUGGUUUGACACACUCCCUUCCCCCUAUAAAACUACUUCCAGUAUCAUGUUACUUGGUGAAUUGGCCUGAUUACAGUUAAUGUCACCAUAGUUUAUAAGCUCUUUCUUCUCAUUAUGUAUAAAUAACAGGAGAUAGAUUUGAGUUUGGGGCAGCCAGAGAGGAAGGAAAGGAUUACCAGUCCUGGCAAUUACUACAUUGAAAAGUGUCUCAAAAUGAGGAGCCUGACAGUAUUUUUGCUAUGCAGUAUGUGAUACUCUACAGAUAAAUGCAAAAUUACUUACCUUGUGCAAUUCCAACUAUACAGACCUAUUUCUCUUUUUUGGCCCAGUUUUGCUCAUGGCCCUAAUCUGUACAUUGUCAAUCUGUUCUUUUUCUGAGCUUUUCCAAAACAAUUGCACGGUCUUUCUUACAGAGACCAUCUCUCAAAUCUGUCUCUUUGGAAGAGCAGAUCCCAAUAGUGACCAGAGGCAUAAUGGACUCUGCAUCCUGCUCUCCUUCACCUCUGUGAGUGGGUUUUUAGAGCCUGCAGAGGACCAGCAGUGUGCCUGGGAGGCCUGGCAGUGCUUAUGUGUGCAGUGCUGCCAUGGUGCUCUAGAAUUCUCUUCCAGUGCCACAUGCAGCCUUGCCAGUAGGUUCAGAGGUGAGUUGGCUUUGGACAGAGGUGCUGUUCGAAUAAUGCUAUAGACAUAUUUAGGGUUGUGUAUUGUUUUUAGUGCAAUUGGUGCUUCAGGAUGAAGUUUCAACUGUUAAGAUUCUAAAACUGCUGGUUCAGGAGAUGGAGAGACCCAGAGACCAGAUGCUUAAUGCUCAGUCAGCCUCUCGCAGAGGCCUGCUGCCCUUUCUGUCCCUCAUGCAGAGCCAGUCCCGGUGCCGACGGGAAUCAGUAAAUGUUCCUGGGUUGUCCUCAGGUGGCCCUGAGCAAUUUCCAUUCCCACAGCUAAUGGUGAGAGAAGAUCCUGGCAGUAAUAUGUGAUUUAUUAACAAGCUCUAGAAAAGAAGCAAAAAGUGCUGAAUUGCCUUGUCUUGCCUGUUCCAAGGCCAUUUGAAACCAAGGAUCCUCACAGAAUGCUUUUGGGUUUUUUUUCCUGGAUUCGCUCUGGAACUUGUGUCACAAUGUAGGGAACAAGUUGGGGAAAAUGCUAUCUCAGUUCAUGAGACUGAGUCUUAUGUAGCUUGGGAAAGGAGGAUGUCUCCUAUACCCUGUUUUAAUCAAAGCAACAGAAGCGUUAGCUCUGUUGAGACUGCACUCCAGGCACUGAAUUGCCAGAAGUUUAUUCAUAAAUGUAGGUGGAAGCUCGAGCAUUCCCCUGAAAUCAUCAUGUGUAUCCAAGAGUGGCUGCUCAUUUCUGGCCGUGGUUGGAAUGGUGGGAUGUGACAGGUCUUUGUCCAACCGAAGUUUUAAGCAGGUACAGAAAUAGUGCUGAUUGUAUUGGAUUUUUAUUACAGAAUUUGGUAUAUUUCUAGCUCUGAGAAUAAUUACUACGUUGUUAAAUACAAUUAUUUUGUUGGGAAGGGGAGGACUAGUACUAAGUAUUUUAUUUCCCCUCCUUUGCUUUCUUCAGUUACGUGUUACAAACCACUCCCAAGUCCCCAAAUGAAAAGAAUGUAAAGAAAGGUAAAACUAGAGCUUGAAUGUCCAUUUGAUGCAGGUAAGAUUGCACAAGGUUUUCAAGAUGUAGCCCAGAUCCUAAGUGAUACUUCUGUGGCACUUACCUGAGAGAGCAGGGAUUGUGUAAAGAACUUUGUUGAACAAUGCCACUCAGCUGCUGUCAGAUGGAAGUACGGAAGUUUUGCCAAGUAUAAACGUGAUCAUUGUUUUCCUCUAGGGGUUUUUUUUUUUUGCCUUGGAAGUAAUAAAACUGGUUGUGAAAUGGGCAAAGUGAAAGCCUGAGACUUUCAUGUUGCUUAGAUGAUGUGCUUGGAACUUUUCUAGCCUGCAGCAGAGCCCUCAACAAACCAAAAGCGACGAAGGAUGACAAAACAAGAAGCCAUGCAAAAGCAUUCACUUGGAAAUGUAGUCAGUGGUUUAAUGUCAUUCCAAUUUCUCUCAGUCUGUGUUCCUGCAGUAGAUCUGAGUGGGAGUUCCAAUUCAAUCUACAGGGUAGAUUUUUAUACCUUUUUUAAUCAGAUUUUAAUGUGCUGAUCUAAUUGUAUCUCACUUGUUUUACCUACAAACUGCAGAGGGUGUCGCCUAGAUACUGAGUAUAGCUCAAAAGAAUAAUCAUUAAGGAUCCUGCCAUCAAGUUGAAUUUACAGAAGCCUAUUAGCAUGACAUUGCAAUCUCUGCACUCUGUAAAUAAACUGCAUAAUGAUUUUUUUCUUUCUGGGUACCCAUUUCAGUCUGUACUGAGGCAUUCUGCAAAUACUAGGCACUGGAAGCUGCUGCUUGGUGAGAGACUGCUCAUUCCUCUUGUUUCCUGACACGUGAGUCUUUAGGUCACAUAACCAGCACAUGUAGUAGUCACACAACACGGCAGGCACUGUGCUGGCAGCUGCAAAGGCAAAUUCUUCUUUUUUUGCAUAAGACCUCACUGGUUUUGUCUGGUUUGUGACACUAGAUAACUGCAGACAGGCCAAGCUGGGGGGGUGUGUGCAGGAGAAGAGUGUUGGGAACUGCCCAUUUGUGAGGGCCACAUGUGAUGCCUGAGAGGUGGCACAUGUGCUUCUGGGAAAGUAUUCUUCAAA